GGCGCGCGCCCGGCAGCGACGCGCGCGCGCGCCCUCUCCUUUUCCUCUCCUCCCUCUUUUUUUUCUGUUUAUGAGCCGCGCGCGCCCCUCGCUCCCCCUUCAGCCGCCCCCACGCCCCUCCCUCUCUGGAGGCCGCAGCGCGGUGGGGCCGGGUCGCCUCCGUCCCCGGAAAGCCAUUAUCUCCCCCUCUCCAGCCGCUUCUAGAUUUGGGCCUGGGCGCGGCCGGGGGCUCCGAGCCUGAGGGGGAAUGAGGUAGCUGCGGCUUCGAGAAAGAUGGUGGAUAUUGACAUUUGUGCUGGUGGGGAUAGUACCCGAAGGAAAAUGGAUUCGCUAACAGAUAGUGCAGCUGAGAUCAUUCCGUUGGAACUCUAUGAUUCAUCUCGAGCGAAAAUAGCUGCUAAUUUACAAUGGAUCUGUGCUAAAGCCUAUGGAAUAGAUAAUAUCCCAGAGGAGCUGAAGGACCCGUUUUAUAUAGACCAGUACGAGCAAGAACAUAUUAAACCACCUGUCAUCAAGCUGUUGCUGUCCAGUGAGCUGUACUGCCGUGUCUGCAGCCUCAUUUUGAAAGGGGAUCAGGUGGCUGCUCUGCAGGGACACCAGUCAGUCAUCCAGGCUCUGUCUCGGAAAGGGAUUUAUGUCAUGGAGAGCGAUGAUACACCUGUGUCUGAAUCUGAUCUCAGCAGCGCACCAAUCAAAAUGAGUCCUCACAUGGCAAUGAUCGAUGCUCUCAUGAUGGCCUACACUGUGGAAAUGAUCAGCAUUGAAAAAGUGGUUGCAAGUGUCAAACGUUUUUCUACAUUUAGUGCCUCAAAAGAAUUGCCCUAUGAUCUGGAGGAUGCAAUGAUAUUCUGGAUUAAUAAGGUGAACCUUAAAAUGAGAGAAAUAACUGAAAAAGAGAUCAAAUUAAAACAGCACCUACUGGAAAGCCCAGGUCACCAAAAGGUACGAUAUCGCCGCGAUCACCUUUCAAGUAGGCAAUUACCAUUUUUCCCAGUGCUUGAAGAUCUCAUGAAGGAUUGCAGUGAUGGGGCUGCUUUACUGGCUGUAAUACACUAUUACUGUCCUGAACAAAUGAAGCUAGAUGAAAUCUGCCUGAAAGAAGUAACAUCGAUUGCAGACAGCAUCUAUAACAUUCAGCUGCUUCGGGAGUUUUCAAAUGAAUAUUUAAACAAAUGUUUUUAUCUCACAUUGGAGGACAUGCUGUAUGCACCUUUAGUUCUAAAGUCCAAUGUAAUGGUCUUCAUUGCUGAAUUAUUCUGGUGGUUUGAGAAUGUCAGACCUGACUUUGUGCAACCCAGGGACCUCCAAGAAGUAAAAGAUGCUAAAACAAUGUUGCAGCAGAAGAGCAGUCGGCCGCCUGUUCCCAUUUCCAAUGCAACCAAGCGGAGUUUCAUGGCUAGCCCAGCUGCUUCCAGCUCAACUGACACACAGCCUCCAGUUCAGUUCCCUUUGGAGACUUGCAACAGUGGAAAAGGAAGCCCUGCCUUCAGCCCAUCCCAUCCAUUACUGCCUUUGAGACAGAAACAACAGAAGUCUCUGCAGGGGGAGGACAGCUCAGGUCAACGCCAUCGUUCUAAUUCAUUAACUAGAGUAGAUGGACAACCACGGGAAUCAGUUCUUGCUUGGCCAGACAAGAAACCAAGGCCUCUAUCUCAGCCAACACCAUUUGCUCUUCAUCAUGCCACAAGCAGUGAUGCAGACCCCAGUUCUGGUGAUAGUAUUAGCUUGGCUCGAUCGAUCAGCAAGGACAGCCUAGCAUCAAACAUCAUCAACAUCACUCCAAAACAGCAAUCUCACUCUGUACCAGUGAAAAGCAAUGGGAAAAGCUUGCUGAACAAUGUUGAAAUAGAGGAUGAGGAUGAAGAAUUGAUCGCAAUAAUCCGACCAGAUGCCACACCAAGCCACAGCAAUCUUGAACUUCAGAGUGUGCCAGUUAGAUCACCUGGCUUUGUUGCAGCUGCAUGGGCUCAGAAAUCGCAGAAUGAGGCCUCAGAGAGCAAACCAGAGAGUUUUUUCCUUGAGCCAUUAAUGCCUGCUAUUCUGCGACCAGCAAAGGAAAAACAAAUAAUUAACAAGGAGGAAGAAUGCGGAGAAGGGAAAACACGAGGUUUUGUAGCAAAGAGACUGAAUGAAGGGCACACGUCUUUAGUCCGUAAAAAAACAAAUAGCAGCCAUGCAGAUUACAACCUCAACAGGACUUUUAAUGUAGCUUCUAGUUCAGAAUUAAUGUCUGUCGCUGGUUCUGGCAUGGCAGAUUCAUUGGUACGUUCCGAGAUAGGAGUAGAACACUUUCGGCCCCAAGCAAGUAGUAGUAUAGAGCCUUCAUCUCAAGAGCAGUCCUUCGGCGGAUUCUUUCUUCACGCUGCCAAAGUAGAUGAGGGUGUGAUGAGCUGUGCCAGUACUGGCUGUGUGAAAAGUCCAAGUUCUCAUGUGGCAGACACCUCAUGGACAAUGGUGAGGCAAGAUUCUGACUCUGACAUUCUAGACAUGGAGGAAGCUGAACAAGAUUUAGUGGCUGAUGACCAUCCAAUAAUUGCCAAGUAUAUAGGAGAAGAGGAGUCAGCAAAACUACAGGAAGACAUGAAGGUGAAGGAACAUGAAGAUAAAGAUGAUGCCAGUGGCCGUUCGAGUCCGUGCCUGAGCACCAUUUCUCAGGUUAGUAGCGUGUCCAUGACCAGUGGGAGUGCCAGGAUGACUAACUUUGCUGAACGGAAGCUUCAGAGACUAAACAGUUAUGAAACAAAAUCCAGUACAAGUAGUUCACAGAAGACCACGCCCGAUGGGUCAGAAUGUUGCCCAGCUCCGUUAACUACAUGGAAGCAGAAGAGGGAGCAAAGCCCAAACAGGCAAAGCAAAGAUAAUGUUAAUGUCUUGGCUUCUGAACUAGUCCAGCUUCAUAUGCAACUAGAGGAGAAAAGAAGAGCAAUCGAGGCUCAGAAGAAGAUGAUGGAGGCACAGUCAGCCAGGCAGCGAUUGAAGCUGGGCAAGGCAGCAUUUUUGCAUGUGGUUAAAAAGGGGAAAGGCACCGAUGGCUCACCGCCUCUUAAGCCAGAACAUUUCACAAAAGAGUACUCAAGGCACAAUGGGGAAGGCCUGGAUGAUACAAACUCUCAGAACUCUAAAUCAGAAGUGUUCUUUGUUAAAGAGGAAGGGAGUGAAGAUGUCCUUGAUGACUCCCAUGAAGCGCCGAAAGUGAAAAUGCAGGAAACAAUCGCUUUUGUUGAGCAGAACAAUCCAAAGGAACCCACCAUGCAUGAAAUAGAGAAAAGCAAAAUGAUUUCUGCUGCACUCCUUGAAGAGAACAUCGAAGUGGCUGACAUCAACGAAUGUGAUCUUUCUAUUGAAAAAUUAAAUGAAACCAUCAGUACACUCCAGCAGGCUAUACUGAAGAUUUCUCAGCAGCAAGAACUCUUAAUGAAGGCGCCAGCAGUACCAACAACGAGAGGCAGUUCUCAGGACCAAAAGAUAAAAGCACCGAUUCAUUUUGUCGAACCCCUGUCUCCUACAGGAAUGAGCAGCCUUCGUAAACCUCCUCGACUUGGUCAGGGACGGAUUUCCCGUUCUGGGAGACCAUCUGAACUGAAAGUUGCUAAGGACAGACAGCAAACAACCACACGGAUCAAAACCCCAACUCCCAGUGUUGACACUUUGCCACAUUUAAGGCAGUUUCCUUCAUCCAAUUCACUGAAGACUCCAACUGAAACAGCUCUUGAAAAUAGUUUGAACCCAGGAAGCACUCCUCAGGAGAAACUUGUCUUUGAUAGAUACAGACUCUGUGAUGAGAGCAGUAACCGGGGAGGAUUUGUUCUGUCUACUUCCAAAGACACAAAUAUCCUCUCUGAAACUAUCAAAGAUGUGAAUAGCAACAUAGAGGACUUUAAUUCUUCUUUUGAUGGCUCAGGGAAAGAGAACGUCCCAGCGGAGGAACCCUUGAGAAGCAAAGGUAGUCUUAUUGAAGUUGACCUGUCUGAUUUGAAAGCUGCAGAUGAAGAUGUUGAAAGCCAAGGUAGCUCCACAGACUUAAUCAGUGAAAUUGACCAGAAGUCAGGUGUUGGGUUUUUCUUUAAGGACGAGCAGAAAGCAGAAGAUGAACUGGCAAAAAAGCGUGCAGCCUUCCUCUUAAAGCAGCAGCGCAAAGCCGAAGAAGCACGACUUCGAAAACUACAGCUGGAGGCAGAGGUUGAACAGAAACGGGAUGAAACCCGUCGCAAGGCUGAAGAAGAUAGAAUACGGAAGGAAGAAGAGAAAGCCCGAAGAGAGCUCAUCAAACAGGAGUAUCUGAGAAGGAAACAGCAGCAGAUCUUGGAAGAGCAGGGCCUUGGGAAGCCCAAAUCCAAACCCAAGAAGCCCAGGCCAAAAUCUGUCCAUCGGGAAGAGUCCUACAGUGACUCAGGGACUAAGUGCUCUUCUACUCCUGAUAAUCUAAGCAGUGCUCAGUCUGGUUCCAGCCUGUCCUUAGCAUCAGCAGCAACAACUGAGCCAGAAAGUGUCCAUUCUGGCGGCACACCUUCCCAGCGAGUGGAAUCAAUGGAAUCUUUGCCCAUAUUGAGUCGGAAUGCCAGUCGAAACAUGGAGAGAGAUUGGGAAAACACCUCAACAGCCUCUUCGAUUGCUUCUGUGGCUGAAUAUACUGGUCCAAAACUGUUUAAAGAACCCAGCAGCAAGUCAAACAAACCGAUUAUCCACAACGCUAUAUCCCACUGCUGUCUUGCUGGAAAAGUGAAUGAACCUCACAAGAACUCCAUAUUGGAGGAGCUUGAGAAGUGCGAUGCCAACCAUUACAUCAUUUUGUUCCGUGAUGCUGGCUGCCAGUUCAGGGCACUUUAUUGCUACUCUCCUGACACGGAAGAAAUCUACAAGUUGACAGGAACGGGGCCAAAGAGCAUCACUAAGAAAAUGAUCGACAAGCUUUAUAAAUACAGUUCGGACAGAAAGCAGUUUAACCUGAUUCCAGCCAAAACCAUGUCUGUUAGUGUAGAUGCUCUGACGAUUCACAACCAUUUGUGGCAACCCAAGCGACCCACAGUGCCAAAGAAGACUCAGACUCGCAAAUGACACUAAGUUUCUGUGGGAGACAAUUGUUGAUUGCGUUGCUGGGGAGAAAUGACUUUCCCCCUUGAAUUUGGGUAUAAGACGUGAAGAAUCAUAAACACUUUUUUUAAAAGGAAGAGGCUUCUAAACCUGGAUGCAAGGAAAGAAUGAAGGAACAAAUCCAGUGUUCUGUUUUUUUGUUUUUGUUUUGUAUGAAUGAUGAAGUGGCUGUUACAUCCAUUACGAACUACAGAGGCUUUUCACAAGGGAAGGUGCAUGUAGCAAGAUCGCAGGCAGUGGAUUUCCUCUUACUUGAAGUUCUUCAUUGGUACACGUUGGGACAUUCUUUCCUUCAGGUCUUCUCCCCUCUCUAGCCCCUCCCAAACAAUCACUUUGAAAGUUAGCACAUGCUGCACUUCAAUAGAAAGAGAGGGAAUCAGGCUAUUUGGCAGGCUUGAAGAAAAAUUAACUUUUCCUUUAGACUCGGGUGGGGGGCUGCAUUUGAUAAUGCAAACUAUUGUACUGUACCAACUGCCAACACUAAGCUCGGCUUUGAUGUCUGGGAGGAGAAGCACCAGACCAGUUCAACCCAGUCCCUUGCUGCUCAGAACAAAGUUUACUUAACAGUAUCUGUUCUUUAUAAGCACUGAAAGAUGGAAGAAAAAAUCUUGUCUGUUUUUGAAAAAGGAGGUCUUAUGCAAAUUAUUAUGGCUGAACAUUUCUGCAACACAAUCAUGAAGAGGCUAACAGUGGCCGCCAGCUAGAAUAUUCCCCCCAUUUGAAACUUGAGGCAAGCUGAAUGGAAUGCUGUCGACAUGGGUCUUCUGUUCCAAGUAGUAUCCAAACAACUCGGUCUUUUUAAUAAAGACACAUUCAAGUAAUAGUGGAACGUUUUCACUCAGAGCACGUAACUCCUGUAUACUGGUGCACUUAAUGAUCACAAAUUCUAAUUUUUUUAAAAAAUCAUGUCCUGAAAUGUAAUUCUUCUACUUGUCCUGUCUGGGUUUUUUCUCCCUUUUUUUGCUGAAUGAGCAGCAUGCUCUAAAAUGGAGUGUGGGUUUUGUUUUUUAGUUUUUGUUCAUUAUUUUGGGGAGGGGGUUGGGGUAGGGAUAUAUGCUAAUAUAUGAGAAAACAAACCAGUUUUCAUAUAAUAAUUUUAAAACAAACCUGCAUUUGUUUCAAAGGCUGAAAUAAGUCUGGCUUAUUUUUUUUUCUUUUUCAUCUUGAAUUAUUAAAUUGAGUUAUGUCCUUAAACCUGUGUAUUUUUUUCCCCUUCAAGGACCCUGUUUAUAUCUGGUGGGCCAGUGAAGGGGGAGGCUGUGCAGCUCAAAAUGGUUUAUAAUCCUGUGUCCUUGGCUCUAAAAACAUGUUAACCCCACCCCCUUCAAAGAAGCUCCAGGCUUUCCAGCCUACCUUUGUCAGGUCGUUAGCACAUUUUACUUUACUGCCUGGGAAUUUCUUUAUAGGGGUAUAGCUUUGGUUUGCACAUGCUACUUCAAUUUGAAGUGUUACUUGAAUAUGUUUCUUGUAGUGCAAAGGAUACUAUUCCAACAUUAGAAAAGGAGCAAAAUCCACAAACAUAAUCCAGUAUAAUUAUUUAAGGAACUUUUAAAAAUAAUAAUAAUUGGAAUUAGAAUGAAUUUUGUAUAGAGGGAGGCAGAAAUAGGGUACUUAAUGCGAAGUAGAGAAAUGGAAAUCAACGUCUUCCAAUACAGUCUUCGCAAUUCCUUCCUCUCAGAGUACUUUUUAAAUAGGCGGCUGUAAAUUUUGUUCCAUAGUCGGCUACCCUGUAAAUAAUGAAAGGCUUUAUUAUUUCUAAAACUGCUAAGUAUUAAACACUGUCAUGAGUGUCAUUUUUUUUGUUACAUGCUUUUCAUGCUUUAUUUCUCACUGUUUGAUAUUAUGCAACAUAUUUAUUUUACGGAAGCACUGAAAAAUGAAUAAAAGAUCAUCAGCUAA
Eublepharis macularius is the source of this 6990-nucleotide messenger RNA. It is a transcript of the gene CAMSAP1, whose product is annotated as calmodulin regulated spectrin associated protein 1. Gene Ontology annotation, molecular function: microtubule minus-end binding; spectrin binding; calmodulin binding. The coding region runs from base 274 to 5055 and encodes 1593 amino acids. NCBI's taxonomy places the organism in Eukaryota, Metazoa, Chordata, Lepidosauria, Squamata, Eublepharidae. The record is from RefSeq and is a predicted model, not a curated record. Gene Ontology annotation, cellular component: microtubule minus-end. The transcript is spliced from 18 exons. Gene Ontology annotation, biological process: neuron projection development; cytoplasmic microtubule organization; negative regulation of microtubule depolymerization.